GUUAGGUUGUGAAGGAAACAAGCCCCACAACACAUUCACUGUUUAUUGGUUACAGUUGAAAUUUCCAUGAAUAAACAUUAAGAAGUAUGAUGCUUUUACUUGGAACAACAAAGAAAGUGGUAAAGACAGCUUCUCAAGAAGGAAAAAGAUUGAAACCAAUUCAUUAUAAAUAUGACUGCUUGCAGAGCCAAACAAGCUCACUAAAUAGGUGUUCCUUUCAUUCGAAAAUCCUUCAAGGCUCGGAUAAUUUUAGAGAAUAUGGGCACUGUCAGUUUUAGAAUGUUAUGGUUUUUCAUAUCAAUUUUAGGAUUUAUAAUCAUCUUCAAUCAUGGUUCGGAAGCUAAUCCUGACACAGACGAUCAUCCUUCUGCAGUUGUCAUCGGAACAGUUUAUUGUGAUGCAUGCUUUCAACAAGAUUUUUCAAGAACUAGUAGUCACUUCAUAUCAGGUGCUACUGUUGCUGUGGAGUGUGGUAGAGAUGAAAGCAGUUCUAAAGCUAGUUUCUACAAGCAAGUGAAAACAAACAAACAUGGAAAGUUCAAAGUUCAUCUACCAUUGUCAGUUGGUAAACAUGUUAAGAAAAUCAAGGAAUGCACAGUGAAGUUGAUAAGUAGUAGUGAACCAUUUUGUGCAGUUGCUUCUUCAGCUACUUCAUCAUCACUCCAUCUCAAGUCAAGAAAACAAGGAACUCAUAUUUUCUCAGCUGGUUUUUUCACCUUUAAACCUUUAAAAGAACCAGAGCUCUGUAACCAGAAACCAAGCACUGCAACUUCUAAAGAGUUUGAUUUCAUCAAACAUUUCUCCUUUACUCCAAGUAUUCCAACAUUUUCACCCAUAACACAAAAUCCAAUCUUGCCACCCAUAGCUCAAAACCCAACUCUACCUGAUAUUCUGCAACCACUCCUUCCUCCUACCGUGCCCAUGGUAAUGCAGCCUCUGCAACCACUCCUUCCUACCCCACCAAUUACUGAAAAGACUAUCUCGAAAAUUUCAGGGAAUUUGGCACAAAACUCUAUUAGGCAGACGAAAGUAAAGAAAUCUAGGAAGAGAAGAAGGAUGUCAUCGGGUUCUAAACCAACUAUAACUGAGGAGAAAACCUUCUUUCCAACCCCACAAAUACCACCAAUAUUACCAUCACCACAGCCUACUUUUGGUGGAAUUCCUCUACCACCAAAUCCAUUACAACCAGCACCACUUCUGCCUAACCCAUUACAGCCACCAUCUGGCGGUCUUCCACCUCUCCUUCCCACGCCACCAUCUGGUGGUCUUCUUCCCACACCAAUCAUUCCCCUGCUAACUCCGCCGCCACCACCACCAGUUUUUCGAUUCCCUUUCCCACUCCCACCUUUCCCUACGCUCCCAUUCCCACCUUCACCUGGAUUCCCCGGGAUUCCACCAGCUUUCCAUCCCAAGCAAACCUCUCCAUGAUAGACACCCUGUCUAAUGCCUCCGAGGCAGAAAUAUAACUACGAUGUACUAAAUUCGUUCGGUUUGUCUUCUUCAGCAUGUUCUUUAGCAGUUAUUAUAGGUGUAAAAGUGGAACCUUCUCUUUACUGUAAUAAAUCUAUGCAACUCUAUUUCUAUUUUAUUUA
Messenger RNA from Papaver somniferum (opium poppy), 1592 nucleotides. Its product is annotated as vegetative cell wall protein gp1-like. Lineage: Eukaryota; Viridiplantae; Streptophyta; Magnoliopsida; Ranunculales; Papaveraceae. The record is from RefSeq and is a predicted model, not a curated record. The transcript has 2 exons. The coding region runs from base 259 to 1428 and encodes 389 amino acids.